UGCCCCCAUUCCCAUUCAGUUACUGACGUACUACUCUUUUUUCAUGAAUAUUUAACAAAAUCUAAUGUUUGCACAAUUAAUACAGGCAUUUUAUUUCUUUAUUCACUUUCUGAAGAUAUAUGGGACUAAUCAGAAGGAUAAUUUGUCAUUUCUUAAAAGGAAAAGAAAUGUUAAGUGAAUGAAUGAAAUUCAUAGUAGACUAGACUUGCACUUACAAAAACAAUGGGAACACAGAGCGAAUGGGUAUAUUCCGACUUACAGACGCCUAAAGGUGUUAAAUCUGCACAUAGAAUUCCGUUGGUGUCACCAAGAAUGGAUGUUGAUGUUACAGGCGUUUCCUUAAAAAAUGUGCGCACGCACCUAAUUGAUCACCCACGUGACGAUGGAUUGAGACAUCGUGAACAACUCUGGAAUUUUCAACAAAGGUAUCGUGGCGUGAUCGGGAAGGGUCGUCCUACUCUUCCUAUCGGAGAUGAGGACCGGAAGUGUGAGACAUCCGGUUCCGAUGAGCAAACCGAAGAUGAGACCCGGCUGGUAGAAAGCUCACGAUCACGUGUUGCCAACGAACAAUCAUCAUUACCGAGUAGAUUUCGUAAACGUUUAAAACAUAAAAUAAACUUUACAGGUUUGAAGCGGAGCGAAAGUCAAACAGAGGCAGACCGGCGUAAACUUUUUCAAAUUAAGGAGCCUAAAGAAGAAGAAAAAACAAAUCCAGGAAUUCAAAGACUGUAUUCAUCAGGCUUAAUCGUCAAAAACAAUUUAUUCAAUCAGUUACGUAAUGUUAACACUGAUGAAAGAAAAAUAGAUCACUUUCCUGAUAAUUCGAAAAUUCUUGAAGCUAUUCAAAAAUAUGGAUCCUUAGAAAAACUUCCUGAUAUUAGUUACCCUGGAUUGAAAUCUGCGCAGCAAACACCAAACAUUCGCUUCCUCAAAACCUUAAAUUCUUACAAUCGACGAAUGAUUGACCAGGUGUCAGAACGGAAUACCUCCAUUACGUCGGUCUUCGUCUUGGGUGUAUUGACAAUUUUAACGAAGACGAUGACGAAGAAAAUGAUAAUAAUGGUGAUGUGGAUGAUGAUGACGAUGAUGAUGAAGAUGAUGAGGAGUAUGAAGAAACAAAAUGAUGAAGAUGAUGAUGAAUGUGACAAUGAAAAUCAGAUUUCACACGCUGAAAAACUGCAUGGAAAAGAACAUUCGGAUCAUGUUGGUAUAAGAAGUAAUAUUACUCACGUAAAUACUCAAGACGAUUUAAUUUUAAUCGAAAAAUAUAAAAACGAAGAGAAUACUCAUCAAAAGGAAUUAAGAAAUGAAAAGACAUUUCAUGAGGGUAUGCGAAAGCCUAAAAUCAGUAAAGAAUAUAGAAGAACAGACUUAUCGAGCCAAGAACCAUACGUACCAAAGUGCAAUAUUAAACCUCGCGAGAGCUGGAAAAAUACUAAAGUUGGAAGUAAAGAUAGAGACGAAGCUAAAGACAAUACAAGUAGCAAAAAGAAUCAGAAAAAGAAGUCUGAAACUGACAAUAAAGAGGACGAAUCUGAUUCAGAUGAAAGCUUAGAUAUUCCAGAGGAUCGCUUCGGGCAUACAACUCAUUCAAUAGAUAAAAAAUUAGCAAUAAGGAAACCUUGGGAAUGGAAACCAAGUCCAUAUAGAUGGAUAGAUAAAUCAUAUGUGAAAGAAAGUGAUAAGCCCUACAUUGAGCGUAUCAUUAACAAUGGUGAAAUCAUAGAUGAGUUUCAUUAUGAUUCAUUUGCAAGAACGAGACCUUUAAAACUACAAAGUUUUCCUGAAGGGGCAGGAUACAAGGACAGAUAUGGGAAUUUAAGAUGAAUUGUUGUGUUCAAAACAUAUAAACAUAUGAUUAUCUGCAUCACAAACCCCAUUUUUGCGAUAAUAUCGCAAAACAUAUGCACGGCUAAGUAUAGAUUAUGCAAUAAAAUGACAAAUGUAAGAAUGUGUGAAUACAUAUAUUUACAUAUCAUAUUUAAUACUUAUUUUUUACGUAAAUAGCAUACAGUCUUUGCAUUGCUGUGUGUUUCUGCUCAUAAAACAUUCAUUUCAUAAAAUGUUAU
Molecule: messenger RNA, 2069 nt
Organism: Ruditapes philippinarum (Manila clam)
Lineage: Eukaryota; Metazoa; Mollusca; Bivalvia; Venerida; Veneridae
Exons: 3
Coding region: 223-1827 (534 amino acids)
Source: RefSeq, a predicted model, not a curated record